Molecule: messenger RNA, 5244 nt
Organism: Xenopus laevis (African clawed frog)
Lineage: Eukaryota; Metazoa; Chordata; Amphibia; Anura; Pipidae
Gene: cntnap5.S
Product: contactin associated protein family member 5 S homeolog
Exons: 24
Coding region: 34-4215 (1393 amino acids)
Cellular component (GO): membrane
Source: RefSeq, a predicted model, not a curated record
CGGGCUGCACGCGGUGGGUGUAGCCGCUGUGGGAUGCGGGAGGGGGAGCGCUUAGCGUUCGCCUAUAAGGAGCUGUCCUCCAUGUCAGUGCUGAAUCUCCGGCUCUCUCGCUCUCCCAGGCGCGCGUGUCUCCGGCUCUGCUGUUGGAUCUGUGCUGUGUGUGUGCGGGUGGAAUGUCUGCAGCUGUGCCCCGGGCUCCUGGAUGCUGCUGAGAGCCACGGGACUGGCACGGGCAUCCGAGGGGACUGUUCAUCAUCUGGGCAUCUGGACAGGCACCUAACGCUUUGGCCAGACAUGGAUACGGAUAUCUGGUGUGUGUUCAUGGCACUGCUGUCUGCUUCCUGGCACCGGGGAUGUACAGCAGCAAGCUAUAAUUGUGAUGAUCCUCUUGCUUUUCCGCUGCCAUCGACAGCAUUUGACAGUUCGUCAGAACUUUUCAGUUCACUCGGCUAUGCAAAGCUCAACAGCCGAGAUGGAACGGGUGGUUGGACCCCGCUGGAAUCUAACAUGAGGCAAUGGCUACAGAUUGAUCUGGGAGAGAGAUUUGAUAUCACAGGGGUUGCUACACAAGGAAGAUAUGGGAGCUCUGACUGGGUGACGAGUUACAGCCUUACGUUUAGUGACACAGGGCGUAACUGGAGGCCGUAUCACCAAGACAACAACAUAUGGGCAUUUUCAGGAAACACAAAUGCAGACACUGUGGUCCAGCAUAAAUUCCAGCACUCCAUUAAAGCAAGAUUCCUGAGAUUUGUUCCCAUUGAGUGGAAUCCUUUAGGCAGUAUAGGAAUGAGAAUCGAAGUCAAUGGCUGUCCAUACAAAUCCGAUGUGGUUGACUUUGAUGGCAGAAGCUCCCUUCAGUACAGGUUCAAUCAGAAGCAGAUGACCACAUUUAAAGAUGUCAUUUCUCUCAAAUUCAAGAGCAUGCAGAGCGAUGGGGUUCUAUUUCAUGGUGAAGGACAGCGCGGAGAUUAUAUUACUUUGGAGUUACAGAAGGGAAAGUUGUCUCUUUACAUCAACCUGGGCGAUACAAAGCUCCGGUUUGGUAACACUCAUACGGUAGUCACAUUGGGGAGUCUUCUAGAUGACCAACAAUGGCAUUCUGUCUUGAUUGAUCGAUUCAACAAGCAGGUCAACUUCACUGUUGAUAAACAUACUCAACAUUUCCGGACCAAAGGAGACUCGGAUAAUUUGGAUAUAGAUUAUGAGUUCAGCUUUGGAGGGAUACCAGUGCCAGGAAAGCCUGGAACCUUUCUAAAAAGGAAUUUUCAUGGCUGCAUAGAGAAUCUUUACUAUAAUGGAGUGAACAUUAUUGAUUUGGCCAAGAGACGCAAACCUCAGAUCUUCAUUGUGGGGAAUGUGACCUUUUCUUGCUCUGAACCACACAUUGUACCUGUGACCUUUACUAACGCCAGCACAAGUUAUCUGCUUUUACCUGGAACCCCACAAAUGGACGGCAUUGCCCUGAGCUUUGAGUUUCGCACAUGGAAUGAAAAUGGCCUUCUGCUGACUACACAGUUUUCUGGAGGUUCUGGAAUCCUAUUGCUCCAACUGGUAUCUGGGAAAUUACUACUUGAAAUCCAGGAAGGAGAUCAUGUGCUUACAUUAAGUUCAGGUAGUGGUUUAAAUGAUGGACUUUGGCAUGCAGUCACCAUAAAUGCAAGACGCCAUCGCUUGACUCUAACACUGGAUAAUGCAGCCUCUUCUCCAAACCACUUAGCUUUCUCAGUGCCAAUGUUUUCCGGAAGCAGAUACUAUUUCGGAGGCUGCCCAGAUCAUCAGACAGAUUCCCACUGUAUCCAUCAUGUUCCUUCUUUCCAAGGCUGCAUGAGGCUCAUCUUUAUUGAUAAUCAGCCCAAAGAUCUCAUAUCAGUUCAGCAUGACCUUACUGGCAAGUACAGUGACGUGCAGAUUGAUACGUGCGGAAUCAGAGACAGGUGCUUGCCAAACUAUUGUGAACAUGGAGGUGAAUGUUCCCAGAGCUGGAACGCAUUCUACUGUGACUGCAGCGGUACAGGAUAUGGGGAGAUGACCUGCCAUAGCUCAUUGUUUGAAGACUCUUGUGAAGCCUACAGGCACAAGGGGUUUCCAUCUGAUUACUACUACAUUGAUCCGGAUGGAAGUGGGCCUCUUGGCCCUAUGCAUGUCUACUGCAAUAUAACAGAGGAUAAAAUCUGGACAUUGGUUCUACACAAUAACACAGAACUAACACCUGUGCAUGGGAAUUUUGAUGUCAGACCAUAUGCCAUGUUGUUCAACUAUAAUAGCACCAUUGAACAGCUAGAUGCCAUGAUUAACAGGGCUGAUUACUGUGAGCAAGAAGUGUCUUAUCACUGCAAACAUUCUCGUUUGCUUAAUUCCCCAAAUGGAGCUCCGUUUACUUGGUGGAUUGGAAAAGGCAAUGAGAGACACACCUACUGGGGAGGAUCCUUACCUGGAGUCCAAAAAUGUGCAUGUGGCUUGGAAGAGAGUUGCAUUGACAUGAGGCAUUUUUGUAAUUGUGACGCUGACAAACAUGAGUGGACAAAUGAUACGGGUUUCCUAAAUUUUAAAGACCACUUGCCUGUCUCUCAAAUUGUGAUCACAGACAUUAACAGAACAGGCUCGGAAGCCACCUGGAGAAUCGGCCCUCUGCGUUGCUAUGGUGACAGAAGUUUCUGGAAUAUGGUCUCAUUCAAUACAGCGAGUUCAUUCCUGCCUUUCCCGAUAUUUCAUGCUGAGUUCAGCACUGAUAUCUCAUUCUUUUUCAAAACCACAAGUACAUCAGGGGUCUUCUUGGAAAAUCUUGGCAUCAAGGAUAUUAUGAGGAUAGAAUUAAUUUCUCCCUUCCAGAUUAUAUAUUCAUUUGAUGCUGGGAGUGGCCCCACUGAGGUUUUUCUGCAUUCAGUCUCUGCCCUGAAUGAUGGCCGGUGGCAUUAUGUCAAAGCUGAAAGGAAUAUGAAGGAAGCAACCCUUAUUGUGGAUAACCAACCAAGAAAAUUAAACCGUGAAACAUUAGAUGGACGCAUUCGCUUGCCACUAAGCAGUCAGCUAUACGUGGGAGGAACCUUAUCAAAUAGGCAAAGAGGCUUUGUGGGAUGCAUUCGCUCACUCCAGGUCAAUGGUCAGAUAAUUGAUCUUAAAGAACGAGCCAGACUGAUCCCAGAUAUAAGACCAGGAUGUCCUGGGCAUUGCAGCACAUAUGGAAAUUUGUGUCACAACAAUGCGAAAUGUAUGGAGAAGCGUAAUGGAUAUUUCUGUGAUUGCACAAACUCUGCUUAUGAAGGUCCCUCUUGUGCAAAAGAGGUGUCUGGCAUGUUUGAAGCUGGAACCUCAGUCACAUAUAUUUUUCAGGAGCCGUAUCCCGUGUCUAAAAAUGCCAGCAUUUUCCCCUCGUCUCCAAUCUAUGCCGAUACAAUGAUAUCUAAGGAGAAUAUUUCAUUCAGCUUUGUGACGGGACAAGCCCCAAGUCUUUUACUUCACAUAAAUUCAUUUUAUCAAGACUAUAUGGCUGUGCUACUCACCAGAAAUGGAAGCCUACAAGUUCGUUAUAAACUUAGUAAGGAAGGAACACAAGCCUUCACAUUAGAAUCAGAAAGAUUGGACAAUAAACGCCUGCAUCAUGUACGGAUCAGCAGGGAAGGGCGAGAGUUGAUCAUCCAGAUUGACAAAAUGAUAAAACAAAGACAUAAUUUCUCCUCUGACAUCUAUUUCAAAGCCAUCAAAUCACUCACAUUGGGGAAAGUAGUAGAUAAUCCAGGACUUGAUUCAGAGAUCUCCAAGGCAAACACCCUUGGGUUUGUGGGAUGUCUCUCUUCUGUGCAGUAUAAUCAUGUGGCACCUUUGAAAGCAGCACUGCGCCACCCAAGCAUAGCACCAGUAACAGUGAGUGGAACAUUGUCUGAGUGCAGUUGUGGGUCCAUCACAGAGAGUGACCUGAGUACAGUCACAACCACUUACUCCUCAUCAGAUCCCUUUGGAAAGGAUGAUGAUCAGGAACCUCGAAAAAAUGCUGUAAGAAGUGAUUCUGCUGUAAUUGGAGGAGUCAUAGCUGUGACUAUAUUUAUUAUUUUUUGCAUUGUGGCAAUAAUGACCAAGAUUCUAUAUCAACAUAAAGAAACACAUAGAAAAAAUCAGAAAAAGGAGAAAGAAUAUCCAAACAGCAUGGAAAAUUCAUUUCGCAAUGAAAUGGACUUGCAAAACGCAGUGAGCGAAUGUAAAAAGGAAUAUUUUAUCUGAAAGACUUUAUUUUUAAUUCUUUGCUCUUUUUAGCUAAAUUGUUACAGUGUUUUCCUUUUGAAAGAAAUCUCAAGAGUAUGUGGCAAUCUCUUUACAGUGCCUCCUUUUCAUCAUAAAAUUCACAGCUCUUUCUUUGGCACAAGAGCCUUUUUUUUUUCUUCUUAAGCAACAAUGGUCCACAGGCGUGCAUGCUAUCAAAUUCUGUUUGUAAUAUUUAAUUUCCCAAAAAAUGUAAGCAUUGUUUGUGCUCACCUUGUAGUCACUGACUCUUUAAUAUAUUUUACACUAGAAAAUGAAAAUUGUUUAAUACUGAAUACAUAUCUUUGCCUGAAAAGUAGACAAAGAACCACUGAUAAAUUUACAAGAUGAAUUCAGUGCCUGAAAAAUAUAAAUUGAAAUUUUAUUUUGUGGUAAGUAGUAUGAAAUUUAGGACAAACAAAUUGGACAUCACAGAUUACAGCCAUUUCAUUCAUAUAAUCAAUAUACAUAUGGGAUCUGUUAUCCUGAAUAUUGAGAAACUGAGGGUUUUAGGGGUAAUUUGGAAUACCUGCUUAAAAUCUAGUAAAACAAAGUACAUUUUAAUAUUUAAAAAAAGUCACUUCAAGGGGGUUAUUUACUAAAACUCGACUUUUUAUGACUUCAUUCACAAAAAUUUUUUGACCAAAUUCCCAAUCUGAAUGCCCUCAGUUUUCGAAUUGACUCUCCAAAAAUUAAAUUUAUCAAGCUGACGCCUUAAAACCAGAGCAAAAAGACUGAAACUGUCAAGAAUCCUGAAGGUGAAAGUCAUGUUCCAAUUGUUAAAGGGACCAUCAAAUAUUGACUACAUGAUUUCAAUAGGUUUUAGUGGAUGUAUUUUCAGAUUUGAAUUUUUAGCAGUUUAGGAGCAUAAUCAUUUUUAAAUCUAAAAGAGUUUUUUUUCCCUCUAAAAAUAUUUUGCCCUUUAAAACUUGACCAGAAAAAAUUGAGGCUUGAUAAGUAGACCCCCAAGUGUCUUGACAUGAAAAAUUAUUAAUUUUUGUUUAUUUAUUA